Chenopodium quinoa (quinoa) is the source of this 908-nucleotide messenger RNA. RefSeq names its product ethylene-responsive transcription factor ERF022-like. The transcript has a single exon. The record is from RefSeq and is a predicted model, not a curated record. Bases 65 to 634 code for a protein of 189 amino acids. Lineage: Eukaryota; Viridiplantae; Streptophyta; Magnoliopsida; Caryophyllales; Amaranthaceae. Gene Ontology annotation, biological process: regulation of DNA-templated transcription. Gene Ontology annotation, molecular function: DNA binding; DNA-binding transcription factor activity.
UGUCAUUGUUUUAUAUGUUGAUAAUUUGUAUAAUAAAAGUUAGUCUAAAAACUAAUUACUUUUUAUGGAAGAUAGCAACUCUUAUGUUCGAUCGAGAGGUGGCAUUGCUUCACAAUACAGGGGAGUAAGGAAAAGGAAAUGGGGUAAGUGGGUGACAGAGAUACGCGAGCCAGGGAAGAAGACGAGGAUAUGGUUGGGGAGUUUCGACACCCAAGAGAUGGCAGCCAUUGCAUACGACGUAGCUGCAUUUCAUCUCAGAGGGCGUGGUGCUGUCCUCAACUUUCCAGAGCUGGCAGAUGAGUUACCUUGUCCUGCCAGCUCUAGAGCAGAGGAUAUUCGCAGGGCGGCUCAGGAUGCAGCCGCCCUGCAAGCAAGGGGUUGUAUAAACCGCUAUAACAUGCAGGCUGCACAGGCGACUGCCCAACCCUCGUAUGCCUCCUCCUCGUCCCCAAUGAGGGUUGGGUUGUCGCCUAUGCAAAUUCAAGCUAUCAACGAGUCUCCCUUGGAGUCACCACAAAUGUGGUCUACCAUGACAGACACUCAAAUGAUCGAUGACUCUUUCUUCUAUAACAAUGAUUUUGAAGCGGUUCGAGGUUGGGAAGAUGAAGUUCCGGACGACUCACUAUGGGAUUAACUAAUUCUUACGUCGUGCAUACACCAAGCAAAAGAUAUAUGGUUGAGGUGGAAAUUGCAAAUUUUUGUGCUAUCCACCGAUUUCAAUAUAACAAUUACUAGUACUAUUUUUAAUUCGAUUUUUGUUCAUUCAAUUGAUGUUUGGUUAUCGCUAAUUUAUACAUUGGUUUGUACUGAUCAAAUGAUUGCUUAUUUUCAUGCAACGCUCGAUUUGCUGUUGCAUGAAGUCAUGAACUAACCAGAAGAUGUUUUCUGGUUGAUAUCAUAUUAUAUUC